AUGGUUCAACUUCCAUGGGGCAAACCUCUGGAAUUUCCUGUGCGUUAUGAAAAUGAGGGCAAACUCAAAAUUGUCGCCGGCCCAAUUCUUCGGUAUUGGGGUAUGGAUGGCACGGAUUGGAGAGGCUCCGCCAUGUACGUGACUGCCGAUGAAGGCAGCAACUACGAUGACUUUCCGGUGUUUAAAGUUCAGGAACUCGAAGCCCAGCUUGAAAAGAUCUAUACUGCGUUCAAUCACACGUUUUGGCGAUUCAGGUUCACGGUUGAAAUGGCUGAAACACAGACCCGCUGCACGUAUCAGCUGGGCGCAGAGCACCCGCCUUUCGACUUUUAUGUGCCAGGAAAAGACCAGGAUAUGAACAUCAUGUUUUAUUCUUGUAACGGGUUUUCUUUGAGUACCCAGACGCAGUAUUUCAAGGCCUCAAUGUGGGACGAUGUCAUGGACAAACACAAGGCACGCCCGUUUCAUGUGAUGCUGGGUGGAGGAGAUCAGCUCUAUUGUGAUAAUAUCAACAUUGCCCUGCCAGUGUUUACGGAAUGGCGUAAACAUAAUAUCUCCAAAGGUGGAUUCCAUUACAAGCUCUCCCAGGAUGACCGCGAUAGUCUGGAUGCGUUCUUUUUCUGUGUUUACAUUCAGUGGUACGGGAUGGGGUACUGGAAAGGCACUGUGGCCAAAACCAAUCAGCCCACUUGGCCUACGGCGCUGGCGACACUUCCGUCGAUCAACAUUUAUGAUGACCACGACAUCAUUGAUGGCUAUGGUUCUUACCGAGACGGAACUAUGCGGACACCCAUUUUCGAGUCAUUGGGUGAAAGCGCUCACCGAUAUUACAUGCUAUUCCAGCUGGGUGUUGGGCCGACCGGAGACUCAGCUACCACUGAUCCCUCCUUCAUUACCAUCAACAAAAAUGGGCCUUACAUCCACUAUCCCGCCAAGUCCAUCUAUGCUCGACUGGGCAAACAGAUCGGGUUUCUCGGUCUCGACUGUCGCACUGAGCGGACAAAGCAUCAGAUCUGUUACCCCCAGACUUAUACUGCGGUCUUUAAUCGGCUGGAAGCGGAGUUCACUGCCAAUCCCGAGAUUAAGCACUUGCUGGUGAUGCUGGGCGUCCCAAUUGCGUAUCCCCGCAUGGUCUGGGCUGAGAUGCUAAUGGAGUCGUGCUUUAUUGAACCCGUCAAGUUCCUCGCCAGGCAUGGUGUAAUUUUAAAAGGGUUUGUGAAUCAUUACGAUGGUGAAGUUGAGCUUCUUGACGACUUGAAUGAUCAUUGGUGUGCACGACACCACAAGCAGGAACGUAAUGAGUUCAUUGCGAGACUACAGAGGUUUGCACAAAAAACUAGCACUCGGGUCACGAUUCUGGCUGGCGAUGUUCACCUAGCUGGAGUGGGACGGUUUAGAACUUACCGUAAAGACGGGGGAGCCGUGGCUCCAGAUACUGACCACCGAUUGAUGAUCUGUCCCGUUUCGAGCGCCAUCACCAAUACCCCACCGCCAGAUCUCCUUGCUGAUUUCAUGAACAAGCGUAACAAGCUUCAUUAUCUAGGCAAGCAGACCGUCGAGGAUAUGGUGCACAUGUUCUCUGUGGACACAAAGUCCCAGCCUCGCAACAACAACACUUUGCUGCCCAGGCGUAACUACUUGGUGAUCAACUCGAUCACUAACGGCGACGGAACUGAAGAGGUCCCUGGUCCUGAGUUCAGUGAAUUGCGCAAAGAGCAGUUCGCGUAUCCCUCGGAGACCGGUGGUCUGAAACUUACGUUCCAGGUCGAAGAAGACCAAUCAACUACUGAUCACAAUACUGUUGCUUAUUCUAUGAACGUACCUCCUCUCCACCGUCCCGGAACAGAAAAAGUCGCUAAUGCACCUGAGGAGGCUAUGUAG
Messenger RNA from Wickerhamiella sorbophila, 1881 nucleotides. RefSeq lists its product as hypothetical. The coding region runs from base 1 to 1881 and encodes 626 amino acids. Gene Ontology annotation, cellular component: membrane. Lineage: Eukaryota; Fungi; Ascomycota; Dipodascomycetes; Dipodascales; Trichomonascaceae. The record is from RefSeq and is a predicted model, not a curated record. The transcript has a single exon.